UCAGCAGGCAGAGAGAUGAGGGAGAGAGAGGAACUGAAGAAAGCCAUCGAGCAGACGGACCGUCUGCUGUCUCGAGUGCGCGAGCUGGAGGAAGAGAACUCCAGAUUGGGGAGGGAGAAGAAUGAGGCGCUCGUUAGGAAACGCUCCGAGCAGGAGAGCCUGCAGGAGGCGGAGCAGCGUUGCGCAGAGCUGGCGGCGGUGCGGCGGGAGCUGGAGGCGCGGGUGGCCGGUCUGAGCGAGCGGCUGGAGGAGGAGGAGGGCGCCACGGCCCAGCUGCACACCCAUCGCCAGCGCCUGGAGGCCGAGUGCGGCAGCCUGCGCUGCGACCUGGAGGAGCUGGAGAGCACCCUGGGCGCCGUGGAGAGGGACAAACAGAACGCAGACUUGAGUGUGAAGAAGCUGACGGAGGAGCUGCUGCAGAGGGACGACCUGGUGCUCAAACUGCAGAAGGAAAAGGAACACCUGGUGGAGCUUAGCCAGCAAGCCAUCGAGGACCUGCAGUGUGAGGAGGAGAAGGUCAACCUCCUGACCAAGGAGCGCGCCAAGCUACAGGUGCAGACGGAGGAUUUGGAGUAUCUGCUGGAGCAGGAGAGGAAGCAGAGAGGGGAGCUGGAGCGCAGCAGGAGGAAGUUGGAGGGGGACAGCAGAAGCACCAUGGAGAACCUGACGGAGAUGGAGAAGCUCAAGUUCAGCCUGGAGGACGUCAUUAAGAAGAAAGAUCUGGAGAUAACCUCCACCAACAUCAGGCUGGAGGCCGAGGAGAACCAGAACAUCAGCCUCCAGAGGAAAAAUAAGGAGUUCCAGGUGCGCAUUGAGGAGCUGGAGGAGGAGCUGGAGGCAGAGAGAGCCAUAAGAGCAAAGGUGGAGAAGCAGCGGUCUGACCUGACGCGUGAACUGGAUGACCUGACUGACCGGCUGGAGGAGGCCGGUGGGGCCACAGCCUCUCAGAUAGAGAUGAAUAAGAAGCGAGAGGCGGAGCUCCAGCGUCUGCGGCGCGAGCUGGACGAGUCGUCGCGCCAGUCCGAGGCGCUGGCGGCAGCACUGAAGAAGCGUCACGGUGAGGCGCUGGCCGAGCUGGGCGAGCAGUGCGAGGGCCUGCAGCGCGCCCGUGCCAAACUGGAAAAGGACAAGCAGAACCUGCGGCUGGAGGUGGACGACCUGGCCGCCUCGCUGGACAACCUGCAGAAGUCCAAGACCUCCACAGAUAUCCAGCUACGCAAGCUGGAGGACCUACUGGCCGAGGCCAACUCCAGGAACGAUGACCUCCAGAAGGCCCUGACCGAGGUCACAGUGUCCAGGAACCGCCUCACAGCUGAGAACAGUGAGCUGGCCCGGCAACUGGAGGAGGCUGAGAAUAAGGGCUGUCUGAUGAGCCGCGCGCGGGGCCUGUUGAGUGGCCAGCACGAGGACCUCAAGAGGCAGCUGGACGAGGAGCUCAAGGCCAAGGCGUGUGUGAGCAGCAGCAUGGCGGCGCUGCGUCAGGAGUGUGAGAGUCUGCGGGAGCAGCUGGAGGAGGAGCAGGAGAGCAAGCUGGAGCUGCAGCGCCUCGUCUCCAAGCUCAACAGCGACGUCACCCACUGGAGGGGACGCCUGGAGGCCGACAGCAUCCAGCACAGCGACGAGCUCGAAGAAGCCAAGAAGAAGCUGUCGUCCCGGCUCCAGGAGGCUGAGGAGGCGGUGGAGGCCACCCAGGCCAAGUGCUCCAGCCUGGAGAAGACCAAGCAGAGGCUGCAGGGAGAGGUGGAGGAGCUCUGCAUGGACCUGGACAAGGCCAGUAACAACGCGGCAGUGCUGGACAAGAGGCAGCGCGUGCUGGAGAAGCAGCUGGCCGACUGGCGUCAGAAGUGCGAGGAGCUGAGCCAGGAGGUGGAGGCGUGCCAGAAGGACGGCCGGCAGCACGCCACCGAGCUCUUCAAGCUCAAGACGGCCCACGAGGAGACGCUGGAGCAGGCCGAGGCGCUCCGCCGCGAGAACAAGGCCUACCAGGAGGAGAUCACUGACCUGACUGACCAGCUGUCUGACGGGGGGAAGAGUGUCCACGAGCUGCAGAAGAUGAAGAAGAAGCUGGAGAUGGAGAAGGAGGAGCUGCAGGGCUCCCUGGAGGAGUCGGAGGCCGCGCUGGAGGCGGAGGAGACCAAGGUGCUGCGUCUGCAGGUGGAGCUGUCUCAGGUCAAAGGGGACAUGGAGCGCCGGAUGCAGGAGAAGGAGGAGGAGUUUGAGGCCACCAGAAAGAGCCACCAGAGGGCGCUUGAGUCCCUGCAAGCCAGUCUGGACGUGGAGGUGAAAGGUCGCACUGAGGGAGCACGCCUGAAGAAGAAGAUGGAGGCCGACCUGAAUGACCUGGAGCUUCAGGUGGACCUCCUCAACAAGAACAACACCGAGCUGAUGAAGACCGUGAAGAAGAUGCAGCAGCAAGUCAAGGACCUGCAGGCUCAGCUGGAGGAGGAGGUGCGUCAGCAGGAGGAGGCGCGGGAGGAGCGGGCCCUGCUGGAGCGCCGCUGCACCCUGCUGGCCAGCGAGAGCGAGGAGAGCCGCGUGGCGCUGGAGGCGGCCGAACGUGCCCGCAAGGCUCUGGAGACAGAGCUGCAGGAGAGCUCUGACAAGUUCAACGAGCUCAACAACCAGCUCCAGGCGGCGUGCAGCGGCAAGCGGAAGCUGGAGGUGGACCUGCAGCAGCUGAGCCACGAGCACGAGGAGCUGCAGGGCGAGCUGAGGGGGGCCGGCGACAAGAUCAAGAAGGCCAACUGCGAGGCGACGCGUGUGGCCGAGGAGCUGCGUCUGGAGCAGGAGCACACGCUGCACCUUGAGAGGGUGAAGAAGGGCCUGGAGGCCCAGAUCAAGGACAUGACUACCCGGCUGGACGAGGCCGAGCAGCUGGCCAUGAAAGGGGGCAAGAAGUUCAUCCAGAAACUGGAGGGCAAGGUAAAGGAGCUGGAGCUGGAGCUGGAGACGGAGCAGAAGCGCCACGGCGAGACGGUCAAGACGCUACGCAAGAACGAGCGGCGCCUGAAGGAGCUGCUCUUCCAGUCGGAGGAGGACCAGAAGAACCAGCUGCGCAUGCAGGAGCUGGUGGAGCGGCUGCAGAUCAAGAUGAAGACCUACAAGAGACAAGUGGAGGAGGCGGAGGAGCAGGCCAAUGUGAACCUGGCCAAGUACAGGAAGACAGUGCAUGAGCUGGACGAUGCAGAGGAGCGGGCCGACAUCGCUGAGUCCGCACUCACCAAGAUCCGCACCAAGAACCGCGGCAGCUUCGGAAAGGGCUACUCAUCCGGAUACAGCACCCCCUACCCUGGGAUGGUGAGAUCACCAAGCUCUGCAGGGUCAGAAGGCAGGGGUGAGAAGAUCCUCAACGACGACGACGGUGAGUCGGUCAGCUCUCUCAUCCCUGCCUAUCUCAACUCCCUGAAGAAGCUCAUGGUGGACUAGACGUCCAAUGUCCCACCGCAAACCGUCUUAGACCAGCAAAGCAGUGAGCGCUCCGAGUGGGUGACUAAUAUUUCAAUUACUUGCAUGAGUGAAACAAAUUCCAAAGUUUUUUUAUGGAAUGUCAUAAUUGUUCGUAUUAUAAUGUUUUUUCUUACUUUGCAAGUAAUUAGUACUGGUAAUAGACCUCUGAAGUUUGCCUCCAAAAAGGACCCAAAGCUGCCAUUUUUGCCCAUAUAAGGAGAUUCAUAUCUCCUUCUAUAGGCAAAGAUGGUACCCAGAUCUCCUUAUAUUGGCAAAUAUGGCACCCAGAUCUCCUUAUAUAGGCAAAGAUGGCAGCUUUGGGUCCCUUUUGUUGGCUCCAUAGAACUUCAGAGGUCUAUGGUUCGGAGGCACUAUAAUGUUGCCAAAAAAUGUGCAUGAAAACAGAAAACUUUGCCAAAUAAAUAUUUUAUAACAAAUGAUUCCUAAAGCAUUAUUACAAAGUAUAUAACUAUGGCCACAAAUCCUUUAUUAGAACAUUUAUUAGAAAUUAUUAGAUCUCCUACACUUAUGUAAAAAAUAUAUAAAUUCUAUGUAUUUAUAUCAAUUCAAAUGUUAUUCCAAAAAAAUAUUAAAGCUAUGAAAGUUUACCGCACAUUGAAUUCCAAGUACAUUCCAUGUUGUCUGUAUUAUUCAAGAUAAAUGAACUAUUAAUGGACCUUAAAGCUUCAAAUGUGACUUUAAUGCUUUUGGGGUGUCAAGACAUGAAAUGUAUCACAAAGUGGAAACUGUUCCACUAAUGCCAUUGCUUAAAUGAUGUAUCAGUAUUUUUUUUGUUUUUGUCAUUCAAAAGUAUAUAAAUAAAAUAUGCUC
Molecule: messenger RNA, 4278 nt
Organism: Alosa sapidissima (American shad)
Lineage: Eukaryota; Metazoa; Chordata; Actinopteri; Clupeiformes; Clupeidae
Product: myosin-16
Exons: 23
Coding region: 16-3426 (1136 amino acids)
Cellular component (GO): myosin complex
Source: RefSeq, a predicted model, not a curated record